Messenger RNA from Planococcus citri (citrus mealybug), 1313 nucleotides. It is a transcript of the gene mRpL39, whose product is annotated as mitochondrial ribosomal protein L39. Gene Ontology annotation, cellular component: mitochondrion. The record is from RefSeq and is a predicted model, not a curated record. The coding region runs from base 159 to 1187 and encodes 342 amino acids. NCBI's taxonomy places the organism in Eukaryota, Metazoa, Arthropoda, Insecta, Hemiptera, Pseudococcidae. Gene Ontology annotation, molecular function: RNA binding; nucleotide binding. The transcript has 8 exons.
UUUUUUAUUAUCAUUUAUCAUUUUCCUUUUCAGUUUUCAUAUCUAUAUCAGUGAAAAACGUAGAAAAGCCGCAUGUUCGUGAAAAUAAAUUUUCAAAUUUGAGUAAAUUCUUCAUGUUUUAUUUUAUGAACUGAAUUCAAUUUUUUUGCGUUGCAGUUAUGAAGAAUUCGACUGCCUUGUUGAAAAUAGUUCAUUUGCGGAACAAUCUGAGAUUUGUUGGAACUCAACCAUGUCGGUAUUGCUCCACCAGUACAAAAGCCGAUUUCAAAAAACACCAAAAUGAGUUAUUCAAUGCUGAACAAAAACGGCAGAGAGAAGAAGUUGGUAGAAUCGAAAAAAUUGCAGUGACUUACCGCGGUACUCCAAAGGAUGUGCGAUUGAUAAUGAAUAAAAACAUAUCAACGCCUUUCAACUGCGCUCAGCAUAUGUUGCAAAUGUUGAUUCGGAGGUCAGCUUUGGCUGUGGUGGAUGGAAGCACAUUAUGGGAUAUGCACCGUCCGUUGGAAUCAGAUUGCGAAUUACAACUGUUGCAUUUUCAAGAUGAAAAUCCUUCUCAACUUAAUAAGACUUUUUGGAGGACCUGUUCGUUGAUGUUGGGAGCUGUUGCUGAAACUGCAUUCAAAGAUAAUGUUGAAGUGAAAUUACAUAGUUUUCCUAAGCCUAAUGUGCGCAGCGGAAGUUUUGUUUACGAUGUAGAAAUGCCGAAUCUUUCGUCUUGGAAUCCUACUACAGAUGAGCUUAGAAUUUUAUCUGCUGAAAUGGUCAAGUUGUCAAAUAAAAAUCUUGCAGUAGAAAGAUUGGAAGUUAAAGAAAAAUUAUCGUUACAAAUAUUCGAAAACAACAAGCAUAAGUUAGAUCAAAUACCAGAUAUAUCAGCUCGUUCGCCUGAUAAGAAAGUUACACUAUAUCGGAUCGGUGAUCACAUAGACAUCAGUCGUGGACCAAUGGUUGGAAACACUUGGUUUCUGGGUCGAUGUACGAUUUCUGCGGUGCAUAAACUUGAAUCUGAUCGCGGAAAUUUCUACAGAUUUCAAGGAGUAGCUUUACCUAAAGGAUUAAUGUUAAACCAUUAUGCAUUUUCAAUUUUAGAGAAAAGAGCUAUGAAAUUGAAUAAAGGACUUUUGCCCUGGCAAUACGAAACCGAUUCAUUUCAUCCAGAACUUCAAAGUGUUGGAAUAACUGCAUAAAAAUUGGCAGCAACUAGUCUUGAAAAACAUUCUUGUAUUUCAGAUCUGUAAUGACUGAAAUAAAUGAUAUUUUUGUUAUAAAUACAAUCAUGAAAAAGUUGCAAAAUAUAAUUUCUUGUUACUAAC